Silurus meridionalis is the source of this 2842-nucleotide messenger RNA. RefSeq names its product scavenger receptor class A, member 3 (gene scara3). The coding region runs from base 296 to 2059 and encodes 587 amino acids. The record is from RefSeq and is a predicted model, not a curated record. NCBI's taxonomy places the organism in Eukaryota, Metazoa, Chordata, Actinopteri, Siluriformes, Siluridae. The transcript is spliced from 7 exons.
UCUCUGUUGUGUUUCUCCAAAGCGCACAUGUUUCCUUAGCUUCUUCUCGUUCUGCGGAAAAGAGAGGCAUGUUCUGGAGCGGCUGCUGCAUAUGCACAUGUGUAUUGCGUAAACGUGUAUGGCAUGACUAGCUGCUCGAAUCAGCGAGCUCAGAUUACCAUUAAGUGGACUUCUUAUAAACAAUCUAAGACACGCAUGCAGCCGUAUACUUAAACAGACACUGGAGGUUCUGUGAAGAGAGAUACGUACAUAUAAGACUACCUGUUCAUCACCAUUCUUCUGAAGCACAAGAAAUAUGAAAGAAAGUUAUUGCGGCUAUGAGAACCAACUCUUUAAAGAGGAGGACCUGACUGGAGAAGAGGAGGAGAUGCCUCCCUUCAGAGGAAGAACCCGGGGAGGUUGUGUGAAAUGCCAGCAGACUCGUUCUCUCCAGCUGGCGGUCAGAGUUCUCUACGGCUUUUUCGUCUGCAUAGUCAUUGCUUUAGCAGUCCUGGCUUUUCUAGUUUUUAGGAAGGUGGACAGCUUAACUGGAGAGGAAUCUCUUGAUCAUAAAAUGACGAUCAAGAAUGAGGGAAGUACUCAAGAUCUCAGCACCACAAACUGUACAGAUUGCUACAACCCAGUAAACCUCCGGGAAGAAAUCAAUAGCCUCAAGAAGGAAUUUGAGGACCUUCAAAGGAUGUAUGUAAAUCAAGAGCAGUUACUGGAGCAGGCUACUCAAACCCAAAACACUCUAACACAGUCCAAGAACAGAAUGAUGAGAGAUAUACAGGCUUAUGGGAUUACUAUUAAACGAAUAAACCAAUCUCUUGAGCAGUACUUAAAUCAGGUAAAUGGAUGGCAGGUUGUAAUCAAUGAGACCGAUCAGGGCAUGAAGACUUUGGUCCAAGACCAGUAUGAUUUGACGGCCACUGUGCAACAAGUCAAUAGUACUGUUACGCUUAGUGCCUUGUGGAUAGAUGCUCUUCAGAGGAAGGCAGAGGAAGAAGCAUUGGUGUUGCAAAAAAUAACCAAGGAUUGGCAGAACUACAGCAGAACACUAAGUGGACUCAAGUCCAAUUCCAGCACCAAUGUCCAAAUGAUGCGAACAAUUCAGAGUGGCAUCUCUGCCACCCAUCAGAGAAUCAGCAUGAGCUCAGAUAUGGUGCACGAGCUCACGUUGCAGGUCAUGAACCUCCAGAUCCAGCUGGACAACGUGUCUUCUUACAUUGAUGAGCAUGAGGAGAACAUGCAUGACCAUCAGUAUCAUGCCAAGUACUAUGAAAAUAGGACUAGGGAAAGGUUUGUGACACUGGACACAAGAAUGAGUUCCAUUGAACUAGAGAUUGAAACCAUUGCUUCCAGCAUUAAUGCAACAGUCAGCCAUGUUCAGAGCAUGUACAAAUACAUCAACAUGGAGAGCUCAUCUUGCCAGUCAAAGCUGGGCAGCCACACAGAGGACUUGCAGAAUUUGAACAAUACCAUUUUGCUUCUGCUAAACCUUGCUGAUUCCUUGAGAUCACAAUAUAUGGUGCUUAAUGUACGUCUUGAUGUGGAUAUGAGGAACAUCUCUAUGUUAAUGGAGGAAAUGAAGCUGGUGGACACCAGGCAUUCUCAACUGAUCCAGAACUUCACCAUUGUGAAAGGUUCUCCUGGUCCACCGGGUCCAAAAGGGAAUAGGGGUGAAACAGGGACAACAGGUCCUACAGGAUCAAAAGGGAUUAAGGGAGACAGGGGCCGUCCAGGUGUUCUUGGUCCUGCAGGUCCUAAGGGUUUUAUAGGGCCUAAAGGAGAUCAAGGGGAGCCUGGACCUUCUGGAAUCAAAGGAAGCCAAGGACUUAAAGGAGCCAAAGGGUCUUUAGGACAACCAGGACCUCGAGGUGAAAAGGGGCAGAAAGGUGACAUGGGAGCUGCAGGCAAAGAUGGGUUGGAAGGGGUAAAAGGACCAAUUGGAAUCCAGGGUCCAGCAGGACUUCCUGGUUUACAUGGGAUUCCUGGGCCUAGAGGAAAGCCUGGUCCUGUUGGUCCACCUGGGCCACGUGGAUAUCCUGGACCACCAGGGAAUGCCACAGUGGGAUGAGAAAUGUUAAGAUCACUUCAUUAUUAAACUUGUGGCUUGAUAUAAACCUCCUUGUUGGAAUUAUCUGGCGGUUACAAAGUAUGGAUAUAUAAACUUUGAAGUAUCUAGAAUUUCCUGAAAAUUACACCUUACAGACCUGACCUUCAAUAUGCAUCCCUGGGCAGAUGCUAGUUAAUUUUUACUGAUAGGGAAGACUAUGAAGGACUUACUACGGCACAUUGUUAAAAAAAUGUGCCUAACAUUUUGGACUUUGACUUUUUUUAAAUGGUAAAUAUUUCGAGAAUGUCUCUAAAUGAUGGAACGGUAUGUCUGAUAUUUGUGAGGUCUUUUAUUUCUUUUUGCAUUAAGAAUCCCCUCACCUAUAAUGAAGACAAACGUUAAGGCACUUUAUGUUAAUAGUAUUUGUAGUAUCAAGCCAUUAUAUUAGAAUUAGUUCUAUUUUUGUAUAUAUACCAUGGUGUAUUCGGAGCAGGUACUCUGAACAAGAAACGUGAAAUUUUUUUUUAUUAUUACUACUCUUUAAACAAAUAUUCCAAACAGAUGUACAAUAACAGAAAAAGAAACGCAUGCUACAGCAUUAAUAUUGUAUUUUAAUGUACAGAUUGUAGAUUUUACAUGCAAUUUUUUUUCCCUUUGAUGCAACCCUUAGUUAACAUAGUUUCUGCUUUUGCACCACAUUUUAUAUUGUGUUGUAAGAAUGACAUUUUGACAGGAGUGUUUUUACACUGUGAUAAAAAAGCAUCAACUGUGCAUAUAUAAAUUAAAAAUUCAAUAUAUGUUUUA